AUGUUCAGAAGCAACUGGGACCUGAGCUUCGUGGUCGACUCGCCAAAGCUGACUCUCUUCCAGACCUUAUUGAAGCUAUCGUCAAACAAGGGAAUGAGACAACAACGGAAGGGGAAGACCAACCCCUAUCUAACUAUACAAGAGUACCUACGAGUCAGCUCGACGAGGCCACUUUGUUUCAUUUCAAUGUCCGAUUCAAGCAUGACAUACGAUCCCAACUACUGGAUCAUCUUCCCACAUAUGACAAGAGAUGAGUUAGUGCCCAUGUUUGAUCACACACGCGAACGUCAUCUGAACGCACAUUCCGAAAGCGAGCGGGAAGAGCGAUCGCGCGCUCAAACACAAGAGCGGCAAGAGCAACGUCCGCCCAUGGACACUGUUCGAUCUGACCGUAAUAGUGGAGCUUCACGUAAAAGCUCGGGGGGCAAAGAUCGCACAGCCAAGACGUAUCGAACACGAGAGGUUUCUCCAAGUCCCAAGUUUACAAGACUUAAUACUGGUCUUCGUGUUCCACCGUUUCUUGCCUGGCAAACAACAGAAGACGCAGCAGAGCAGAAUAACGAUGAGAGUAUCUACAUACAGCUUACUCUCUUUGCUAUUGAACAGGAGCUGACCAGGACGCGAACGGAUGUAGCAAGAUUACCAAUCGACUCUGCGCAUCCAUUCGUACACUUGUAUCAAUCAGGUGCGCCCUUCACCGAUGUCGAAGAUUCCUCCUUAGAAGAUGUCUCGGCAUCACUAGUGUCCUGUUACGAGGCCUCUACCAGAGUCGUUAAAGGCACCACCGAUUGCAACGAGCUAACUGUAAUGGACGACACAAAUGGCCUGAUCCAGGUACUUGUUUCGGGCACCGGCAUUGCCAACAGCGACAUGUCAGGUGAUGUUCAAAUCGAUGCAGAAGGUGAGACCUAUGUCACGGCGAGAAGGGUCACACAAUGGCAGACAGCUCUGAUGUACAAACACACACAACGCAUUUUCCAAUCUACUAUGGAGGUUAUGGACCAAUUUGUACCAAAGUACUACGACCAUCAGCUCUUGCGCAGAUGCUGGGGUGUGCUCAGGUACAUCAUCAAGAUCGUUGCUUUCAUGAGCAUCAGGAGCUCUAUGUUACAAGAUCGGGAGAAGUUGGGCUUAGAAUCGACUUACGCAAUCCGUGAACUUCCUCACAAAGAAUAUGCGAAGCUACACAAGAUUUCUGUCCUGCCUUCUCCCAUAGAUCAACCUUCACAUUACUCCCGGACACAGCUAUCUCAUUGGGUUAUGUCGUCUCAGCUGGCUAAUGUGGAGGAGAAAAACGAUCUCAUCUUCGAGUAUCUCAGUGCCCUGGCACUGCGUAUUGAGGCGUUGCGCUCUAAAGCAAUUGAUAUUCGCAACAGUGUCGCAAAUGAGAGAGACGAAAAGCCGAGCGAAUACCUCCUACCGCUGUCGCUUGUGAAAGCAGCAGAGAAGAUUCUCCAGACGAUCGAUACCUGCGGGUAUAGUGUCCGAGAAAUGCACAAUUUCGACAAAGCCGAUACGAUGCCUUCUAUUUCACGGAACGAACUCAAAACUCAUAUGAGUUUGCUUUCCUACUUUGGCUCAGCAGCUUCUACCGCGCUUUCAUCAGCGCGUAAAGAGCUAAUGAUCAUGGCGCAUACCGGCAGCCAUAGGGGAGCGGUGCAAAACUUCCGCAGUACUCCUAAGGUUACUCUGUUCAUAUGUCUCAUCCAUCUUUGGUCAAGAACAAUAUCGCAGAAUCUAUCUGUGCCUGACUUGUACAGAGAGAAUCUUUCGGUCAUGCAAUACAAAGCUAACCGGCGGCCGUCGAAGCUUGCCCUUCGAGAACUGUACCUCUUGGAAGAGGAAUUCGAGAUGGUAGCCUCCAUAUGUGCUCAACAACGCCGCAUGAUCAAUGAUUGCUACGACGUCAUCUAUCCCUGGAGCUAUCGCAUCGCGACCAAAGAGUGCUACAGAGCCUACAAAGACAUCGCAUUUCCCCUCAUGACACACAUAUUUGAUGAUCCUGUUGGUAUGGGGGCAACCCUUACAGGAAUAAAACAAAUACGGGCGUCGUUCGAUAAGAUUAAGGAGGUGCUCCGCCACAACGUUGAAGUCUCAGAAGAAAGCAACUCGAAAGCCAUCAGGGUAUUUACUCUAGUGACAAUCGUGUUUCUUCCUCUUUCUUUCAUCUCUUCCGUAUUCGGCACGAACACUACAGAUAUAAGAGACAUGAGCAGCUCGCAAGCUCUCUUUUGGGUCAUUGCCAUUCCUGCCACAACGCUGAUUGGAGGACUCUCCUUGAUGAUCGCAUAUCAUGGAACGUACAUGUGGGCUAAGGUACGCGCGAUGGGCGAUGCUAUGUGGGGAUCAGAGAAGCUAUCGCGCGGGCGACGUGCAUGGAAACGAAAGCCAAAAGACGUGGAAAAGGUAGACGAUGGCGAGAUUGCAGAUACACGGCCUCUGGGACCAGGUCAUCUCCGGAGAAGUAAGACAGUCUUGAACGUCGUUGGGUCGAAGAAACCAAGGAAGUUCAGGUGA
This is a messenger RNA of Alternaria arbusti, 2517 nucleotides long. RefSeq lists its product as uncharacterized. Gene Ontology annotation, molecular function: metal ion transmembrane transporter activity. The transcript is spliced from 5 exons. The record is from RefSeq and is a predicted model, not a curated record. Gene Ontology annotation, biological process: transmembrane transport; metal ion transport. Gene Ontology annotation, cellular component: membrane. The coding region runs from base 1 to 2517 and encodes 838 amino acids. NCBI's taxonomy places the organism in Eukaryota, Fungi, Ascomycota, Dothideomycetes, Pleosporales, Pleosporaceae.